AUGAAGAUUCUUACUAAAGAACAGGAAGAAGCUCACUACAGCUCCGUCCUCAAGGGCGGCACAGUCGGUGGCCUCCUCGGUCUUGCCGGCGGCUUCGCAGGAGUCCUACUUGCUUCACGUCGCUACCACACAAUCCGCAACCUAACUGUACCGAUGAAGGCCUUCCUGGUGACCUCCUCCGGUACAUUCACCGGUAUCAUCGCGGCCGACCACGCCUCGCGCGAGUACGAGAACGAGCAAAAUGCCGCAUACAAAUGGUAUGAGAAUCGCGAAGAGCGUCUCCACGCCGAACAGGUUCGCGGUCUGAGCUUCACCGACCGCGCCGCCGCCUUCGCCCGCCGCGAGAAAUACAAGAUCAUCACCGCCACCUGGGUUGCCUCGAUGGUUGGCUCCUUUGCGCUUGUCAGUCGCAUCCCUGGUCUCAGUGGACAGCAAAAGCUUGUCCAGGCUCGUGUCUAUGCACAGGGUCUGACGCUGGGUGUGCUUUGUGCUUCUGCUGCUUUUGAGAUCUCGGAUCAGCGUCGUGGUCGCGGCUUGCUCGACUCUAAGAAGAAGGCCGAUGCGGCUAAGAAUAAGGUUGAGCCUGUUGAGGAGGAACAGCCUGUUCACCAGGGUGGAACACCUAACCAGGGCGAUCUCUGGAAGGAUAUGGUUGCUGCCGAGGAGGAGCGCUUGAGCUCUAAGCACCAGUCCCUCUAUGAUCACCACGAGAAGCAGAAGGCUGCUGGUGCUGAAGGGAAGGAGGAGAAGUCUGAGGAGAGUGAUGAUGACUCCAAGACAGAGAAUAAGGACGCCGAGUCCAAGGACAAGAAGAAGAGCUCCUAG
Messenger RNA from Penicillium crustosum, 825 nucleotides. Its product is annotated as HIG1 domain-containing protein. NCBI's taxonomy places the organism in Eukaryota, Fungi, Ascomycota, Eurotiomycetes, Eurotiales, Aspergillaceae. The transcript has 2 exons. Bases 1 to 825 code for a protein of 274 amino acids. The record is from RefSeq and is a predicted model, not a curated record. Gene Ontology annotation, biological process: mitochondrial respiratory chain complex IV assembly. Gene Ontology annotation, cellular component: mitochondrial inner membrane.